Molecule: messenger RNA, 1555 nt
Organism: Eucalyptus grandis
Lineage: Eukaryota; Viridiplantae; Streptophyta; Magnoliopsida; Myrtales; Myrtaceae
Exons: 2
Coding region: 73-1065 (330 amino acids)
Cellular component (GO): endoplasmic reticulum
Source: RefSeq, a predicted model, not a curated record
GACACUCCAGCUCAAAAACCUCAGAACUCCACUCUCUCUCCUCUGCUCUGCUCUGCUCUGUCUCUCCCCAACAUGGCCGGCUCUCUCUGCUCCGCCAAGCUGAUCGCCGCCUUCCUCCUCGUCUCCGCCGUCCCCUUCGCCUACCUCAUCGCCCUCGAGCUCUCCCCGCCCUCCACCCACGUCUUCCACUACCACGGCUCCGGCUUCCUCCGCGAGUGCGCCAAGUGGGACGCCCCCGGCCGCCGCUUCCUCGUCUCCUUCUUCGAGGGCGGCGUCGGCCAGGUCCCCGUCCCCGACGACCACUCCCCAUCGUCCGCCGCCGCGCUUGAGGAGACGACGGUGAUCAAGGACGCCGACGUCGCCGGGAACGCCUCCCUCGGGCUCGCCGUCGACGCAGGGAGGGAGCGGCUGCUCGUCGCCGUCGGCGACGUGUUUUGGAACAAGUACUCCGCCUUGGCGGCCUACGAUAUGUCAACGUGGAAGCGGACGUUCCUCACGCAACUCGGUGGCCCAAGCGAUGGGAAGACCUUUGCGGAUGAUAUUGCAUUGGACCCCGAGGGCAACGCGUACGUGACUGACGCCAAAGGAAACAAAAUCUGGAAGGUCGGGCCGGACGGCGAGCUCCUCUCCAUCAUCCGAUCACCGCUGUUCAUCCCGAAGGAAUGGUACAGAAACUGGGUCGGGCUGAACGGCAUCGCAUACCACCCGGACGGGUACCUCAUAGUCGUCCACACAUUCAGCGGCAAGCUCUUCAAGAUUGACGUCACGAACGGAGGGGAGGAAGUGAAGGUAAUCGACGUCCUGGGAGGCCCGCUGAGGAUGGGGGAUGGUCUGGAGUUACUGUCUCCCACCAAGCUUGUGGUUGCAGGAAAACCUUCAGGGACGUUGGUAGAGUCUCUAGACGGGUGGCAGAGCGCUUCUGUUGUUGGGAGGUUCAAGGGCCCUUCGCAUAGGGUGGCGACCGCCGCCACAGUGAAGGACGGGAAGGUGUAUCUGAAUCACAUGUUCGGGCUUGGGUACCCAAAAAAGAAGCACGCUCUCGUCGAGGCGGUUUUCUCGACAUGAGGAGAGGAAGGGGAUGAACAUUUUCUGGAAAAGAAAUCGGGGUUCGGCUAAAUCAUACUUUUCUGGAUUCAUGUUGUAUGUGUAGAGAACAGAGGCCAUAGAGCUCAUGGGUGCUCUGUGAAAUAUGGUGGUGCUUUUUUCCUUCUUUGAAUUGGCAAAAACUUUUUAGUUUUAGAUGAGGAAGGCUGUGGAUUCCGGGGGCCGGUCCUUAUGGAUCUGUCCGGCAGGCACGGGUUAUGCGAUUAUGUAAGAAUUCAUAAAACUAGGAAACUCGAAACACCCAAAUUGAAAUGGCAUGGAACGAGACGACUUUCACAGCUUCUUAAGGUGAAUAGAUAGCCAUCGAUAGUACCGGUCUUUGUUCUAUACCCUUGUUUCAUUUUUCAAAGCACUACGUUCCAUUGACUUCCCCCUUUUUUUCUUCCCACUGAGUUGCAAGUGUUCCGGAAAAAAUCAGAUUGAAUGUUGGUUUGAAUUCUGAAUGGGGCGU